Lactuca sativa (garden lettuce) is the source of this 3256-nucleotide messenger RNA. RefSeq names its product homeobox-leucine zipper protein ATHB-15. The record is from RefSeq and is a predicted model, not a curated record. Lineage: Eukaryota; Viridiplantae; Streptophyta; Magnoliopsida; Asterales; Asteraceae. Gene Ontology annotation, molecular function: DNA binding; lipid binding; DNA-binding transcription factor activity.
UUAAAGCUUUAAAGCAAACAAAAAAAAACAACAAAUGAGUUAACAACAACAGCUCUCCACCCAGUCCAUCAUAUCCAUCUACAGUCCUCCUAAACCCACUAAAACUAGUAAACUACUCAAUUCUCUCUCCUUUUCACAAUUAGGGUUCCUAAAAAGCUCUUUCUUUUUCUGUCGAAGAAUCUCCUCGUAAGAUCUCCCAUUUACUUCCUAUCUAAUCAUGUUUGGUUGGAGGAUUAGCAUUUAACAUGUUGUUCAUCUCUUUCUUUGCUUCAAGUUAAACAAGUCAAGAUGUUUCAGAGGUUAGGGACGAUUGGAGGACGUAAAACCGAUUCAGAUUACUGUGUGUUUUGCUGGUUUUGAUUGGUAGGUUUGGAAGCAAUCAAGCAUCUCUGAAGAAUCGGAAGCGUAGAACGUGUUUAAAUCGAUAUCGACAAAAGGGUAUUAAAUUAUUAUCGUUAAAGUCGCUGAAGAAUCAGGAAUCAGGAAGGAAUAAGGAAUAAGGAAUAAGGAACAUUCUUUUUGUUUAUCACACGGGAAUGUGUAGGUUUUGAUUUGAUCAGUUGUUUUUAGUUUUUUUUUGGGGGAUUUUGCGAACGAAAAGUAGAAAAUGAUGAUGGCGAUGUCAUGCAAGGAUGGUAAGGGGGGAAUACUUGAUAAUGGAAAGUAUGUUCGUUACACACCUGAACAAGUUGAAGCCCUUGAGAGGCUCUAUCACGAGUGUCCAAAACCUAGUUCCAUUCGUCGUCAACAGCUCAUUCGCGAAUGCCCUAUUCUCUCUAACAUUGAGCCUAAACAGAUCAAAGUUUGGUUUCAGAAUCGAAGAUGCAGAGAGAAACAGAGGAGAGAAGCUUCGCGUCUUCAAGGCGUGAAUCGCAAACUAUCAGCGAUGAACAAGCUCCUCAUGGAAGAAAAUGAUCGAUUACAGAAGCAAGUGUCGCAUCUGGUGUAUGAAAAUGGCUUUUUUCGCCAACAUACUCCUCAGAAUACGACUCUUCCUUCAAAAGAUACGAGUUGCGAGUCGGUGGUGACGAGUCAUUUGACUCAGAAUCCACCACAGGAUGCUAGUCCUGCUGGACUUUUGUCCAUCGCUGAAGAAACUUUAACAGAGUUUCUAUCGAAGGCUACUGGAACUGCUGUAGAGUGGGUCCAAAUGCCUGGAAUGAAGCCUGGUCCGGAUUCCAUUGGAAUCGUCGCUAUAUCUCAUGGUUGCACUGGUGUGGCAGCACGAGCCUGUGGCCUCGUUAGUCUCGAGCCUUCAAGGGUCGCUGAAAUCCUCAAGGAUCGCCCCUCAUGGUAUCGAGAUUGCAGAGCUGUGGAUGUCGUCAACGUGUUACCCACCUCUAAUGGUGGAACCAUCGAGCUUUUAUACAUGCAGCUUUACGCUCCUACAACUCUGGCAACUGCUCGUGAUUUCUGGUUACUCCGUUACACUUCUGCUACAGAAGACGGAAGUCUCGUGAUCUGUGAACGAUCACUCACCAACACUCAAAAUGGCCCGAGCAUGCCACCUGUCCAGAACUUCGUAAGAGCUGAAAUGCUGCCUAGUGGUUACCUCAUUCGACCUUGUGAAGGUGGUGGCUCCAUUAUUCACAUUGUCGAUCAUAUGAACUUAGAGGCAUGGAGAGUACCUGAAGUUUUGCGUCCAUUAUAUGAAUCUCCAACUGUUCUUGCUCAAAAAACCACAAUGAUGGCUUUACGCCAGCUGAGACAGAUAGCUCUAGAAGCUUCGAGUUCUGGUAGUCCAAAUUGGGGGAGAAGACCUGCGGCAUUAAGAGGAUUAAGCCAGAGGUUAAGCAGGGGUUUUAAUGAAGCUCUGAAUGGGUUUCCUGAUGAGGGUUGGUCGUUAAUGGGUAAUGAUGGAAAUGAAGAUGUUACUAUUCUUGUCAACACUUCUCCUGAAAAGCUUAUGGGGUUGAAUCUUUCAUUUGGAAAUGGAUUUACACCUGUUAGUAAUGCUGUUAUGUGUGCAAAAGCUUCAAUGCUUUUACAAAAUGUUCCACCUGCUCUUCUUUUAAGGUUCUUAAGGGAACAUCGGUCUGAAUGGGCAGACAACAAUAUAGAUGCUUAUUCAGCUGCAGCUAUUAAACUUGGACCAUGUAGUGUACCCGGGGGGCGAAUUGGUAAUUAUGGUGGUCAAGUUAUUCUUCCACUUGCUCAUACAAUCGAACAUGAAGAGUUAUUGGAGGUUAUUAAGCUGGAAGGUGUUGACCAUUCUCCUGAAGAUGCAUUAAUGCCAAGAGACAUGUUUCUCCUACAACUAUGCAAUGGAAUGGAUGAAAAUGCUGUUGGCAUGUGUGCUGAACUCAUAUUUGCUCCCAUUGAUUCUUCUUUUGCUGAUGAUGCUCCUCUUUUACCCUCUGGUUUUCGCAUCAUUCCUCUCGAUUCUACCAAGGAGACUUCAGGUACUCCAAAUCGCACUCUGGAUCUUGCAUCUGCACUUGAAAUAGGAGGAUCUGGUAACAAAUUAUCCAAUGAUCAAAACACAAACAAUGGCACUUCAAGAUCUGUGAUGACAAUUGCAUUUGAAUUUGCAUUUGAGAGCCACAUGCAAGAAAGCGUCGCAACAAUGUCGCGACAAUAUGUUCGUAGCAUUAUAUCUUCUGUUCAAAGGGUAGCUUUGGCAUUAUCCCCUUCUUCUCAUUUAAACCCUAAUGGAACUCUGCAAUCACCCAUGGGAACACCUGAAGCUCAUACUUUAGCUCGUUGGAUCUCCCAUAGUUACAGGUGCUACUUGGGUGUGGAGCUUCUUAAAACUGGAAGCCAUGGAAAUGAAACUGUUCUUAAGUCUCUCUGGCACCAAUCAGAUGCAAUCAUGUGCUGCUCUCUUAAGGCGAUGCCAGUUUUCACUUUUGCAAAUCAGGCUGGGCUUGAUAUGCUUGAGACUACACUUGUCGCGCUUCAAGAGAUCAGUUUGGAGAAGAUUCUAGAUGAACAUGGAAGGAAAAGUCUUUGCUCUGAGUUUCCUCAAAUAAUGCAACAGGGUUUUGCGUGUCUUCAAGGAGGGAUAUGUUUAUCGAGCAUGGGGAGACCGGUUUCUUAUGAGAGAGCAGUGGCAUGGAAGGUGCUGAAUGAAGAAGAAAAUGCUCAUUGCAUCUGUUUUAUGUUUAUCAACUGGUCGUUUGUUUAAGUAUUGUUUGGAUACAAACAUAACUAUGUUGUGUCUUUUGUGUUUUGGCUUGUGAAGUGUGGGACUUUUGGUUUGUAAGACCUUGUGAGGUUGUGUGGUUAUGAAACUAGCUACUACUGUUUUUAUGGA